AUGAAGACGUUUCUUGUGUUUGUCUCCUUUUUGAUCCUGAUGAUCACUUUUACAGACACUUCCCCAGUUUUGGCUGGAAAAGAUGCCAAACAGAUUCUGAGAACUCGCCGUGGAGCCAGCCCGAGAAAAGCCGGUUUCCCUGAUGAGCCAAUGAGGGAGUACAUGCUUUACCUCCAGCGCCUGGAGCAGAGAUCAGAAGAACAAUUCCUUGAACACUGGUUGAAUCCACAUUGCCUCCCACACUGCAACAGGGAUCUGGUGCAUCCAAUCUAA
This is a messenger RNA of Melopsittacus undulatus (budgerigar), 273 nucleotides long. RefSeq names its product chromosome 11 C17orf67 homolog (gene C11H17orf67). The record is from RefSeq and is a predicted model, not a curated record. The transcript has 3 exons. NCBI's taxonomy places the organism in Eukaryota, Metazoa, Chordata, Aves, Psittaciformes, Psittaculidae. The coding region runs from base 1 to 273 and encodes 90 amino acids.